UUUAUAUGUAACAGGACAGAAAAAAUUCAAUACAACUGCAGCGUAAUUCAUCAUUCAUUUCUUCCUUAAUAUCUUACAAACAACACACUGAAAAUAUCUAUCAAUUUGUGUAUCACGGUGUAUUCAUGAGAAAUACAAUAAGUGUAAUGGCGACAGACAGAAAAUGAUUGUUUGUUAUGAUGUUUGGAUUUAACCAUUUAUUCCUUUUAUUAAUUGUAAUGAUUAUAAAAUCGUGUCGGACUACGCGCCAUACACGAGGAUUAAACAGUGAGGAUGAAGUAAGGCUAGUUAAUGAUUUAUUUGAACAUGGGAGAUAUAAUCCCUUGAUCAGACCAGUAAGAAAUGUUAAUGACACACUUACAGUGGCUUUCAAUGUGGCUUUAAGUCAGUUGAUCAAUAUCGAUGAAAAGAACCAAAUAAUGAAGACGAAUGUUUGGCUUCAGAUGUUUUGGCAUGACUAUCAGAUUAAAUGGGAUCCUGAAGAAUAUGGCGGCGUGAAAAAUAUACGUAUCGAUCAUGCAAAGAUGUGGAAACCGGACAUUGUCUUGUUCAACAAUGCUGAUGGAAAAUAUGAGGUCUCCUACAAAUCAAACGUAGUUCUGGGAUCCAACGGUAACCACUCGUGGGUACCCCCGGCCAUAUAUAAAAGCUCAUGUACAAUAGACGUGGAAUACUUUCCCUUUGAUCAACAAAUCUGUGAAAUGAAGUUUGGAUCAUGGACUUAUAAAGGAGACCAGUUAAAAUUUAGUUUUUAUAAGAAUAUGGAUUAUGUUGACCCGACUGAUUACCUUAAAAGCGGUACUUGGGAUAUAAUUGAAUUUCCUGGAAAAAUUGAAAGGAUUAAUGAUUCUGAAACGAAGGAUUACAAGUAUCUCAUCGUUUUCAAGUUUGUCUUAAGAAGGAAAACUUUGUUCUACACAGUCAAUUUGAUAAUACCGUGCGUUCUGGUAUCAUUUGUCAGUAUCUGUGUAUUUGCACUACCAGCUGAUGCUGGAGAAAAGAUAACUCUCUGUAUUUCGAUUUUACUUGCCUUGGUUGUGUUUCUGCUACUGAUAUCAAAGAUUCUACCACCAUCAUUGCAGAUCCCUUUAAUUGCAAAAUAUUUGCUAUUUACAUUUAUAAUGAACAUAUCGGCUAUUUGUUUAACAGUGGUCGUCAUCAAUAGAAACUACAGAACCCCGAGAACACAUAAAAUGCCGUACUGGGUACGAUUUGUGUUUUUAAAUAUGCUUCCGAAAUUAUUACAUCUGGAACGUCCUGAUCAUGACACUAGGUGGCGUUCCUUGCAUGAACAGGCUGCACUUAACAAGGCAAAACAACUUAAAAGACAACAAGUUCAACAAAACAGUUAUUUACCAGCAGAACACUAUCCUUUGUCAAGCAGUAGAAAUUCUAGCAGGCAUUCGAGUACGUUAGAUUUAUCAGAAUUUCCUCAUUCAAACUGCAGACUGAACCACAUGAAAUGUGAUAUCAAAGCUGGGAAUACAGAAAAUGUUCCCAAAAGAGUAACUGCUGAGUUAUUCAAAGCCACUGAAGCGUUAAGUUUUAUUACACAUCACCUUGAAGCUGAGAAUGAAUUUGAAACAGUCCUAGACGACUGGCGAUACGUAGCCUUAGUAUUAGAUCGGCUCUUAUUUUACAUCUUUCUCAUUGUGACAAUUGGUGGAACUCUGGGAAUUCUAAUGCAGGCGCCCCACAUUUUUGAAUAUAUAGACCAGGAUGCAAUUAUAAAUGCUGUCAUUAAACGAAUCAAUGACACAGACAACAGACAAACAAGUACAGCCAAUGUAGAAGAGGGGCAAUAAAACAUACAUUACCAACGUAACAAAGUAUUUAUAGAAAUGGUAAACGCAUUUAACAUUUGCAAGAACUAUCAUCAUUAUGUUUUGAUCACAUUUUAUGGUAAUUUAGUUGUAAUAUAAUGACGUUUGAUUCGCCAUCAUUAUUAUAUUUUAAUCACGCUUGUUGGUAAUUUAAUUGUAAUAUAAUGACGUUGGACUCUAUAAUCCCUACAUUUGAAGUAGAUUAUACUUAUGUUUUUUUUAUAAAUAUAAAAAUUCUGGCAUCAAAGGUCACUAACUUUGUUUAACAGAUAUGAGGAUCCUGACUCUUUGUUUUUCGUGUAUAAGGGUAUUGGUUGUUUUUGUAUUACAGGUAUCAGGGUCCUGACUGUUUUUGUUUUGCAUGUAUGUGGUCCUGACUGCUUUGGUUUCUACAAAUGUAAGGAUCUCUUGACUGUUUUUGUUUUACAUGUAUCAGGGGGUCUUGGCUUUUUUGUUUAAGGUCCUGACUGCUUUUGGUUUGACAUGUUAAAGAAGGAGUCUGACUGUUUUUGAUUUAUAGGUAUACUAUCCUGAUUGCUUUGGUUUUUGCGGCAUAUGGUAUAAUGGUCCCUGACUGCUUUGGUUUUUGCGGCAUAUAUAAUGGUCCCUGACUGCUUUGGUUUUUACAGAUAUAACUGUCCCUGACUGACAUAUUUGUUUCAAAAAUACAAGUGUCCCGAUGUUUUUGUUUCACAAAUAUAAGGACCCUGUUUUUUUUUCUUUUGUAGAUAUUAGGUCCUGACUGUCUUUGGUUUUAACAGCCAUCAAGGGAUUUUCAAUAUUUAAAAAAAAAUGUAAAAUUACAAAAGGGGAAACAUAUACGUAUUUAUAAGAUUAAUUGAUUGUUGUUAUCUAAGUGUCCAGUGGCAAAUAGCCCAUGCAUAUUCAAGACGAGUGUAAAUUUAGUACUACUUGCAUAGUUGGCUGGACAAUAGAUCGGAUUUAACGUCCCCAUUCUAACAGUAUGUGACUGUGUAUUUAUGCACCCCGCAGGAUUUAACGUCCCCAUUCUAACAGUAUGUUCAUGUGUAUUUACACAUCCCGCACAACCAAUCGGACGCCCCGGGUUAGUAAAGAUUUUCAUCGGAGACGUCCAAUGGAUGACUAUGUUUCUAUACCCCAGUCAACCCUUUAGGGUUAUAGGAAGUCAACCCUUUAGGGUUAUAGGAAGUCAACCCUUUAGGGUUAUAGGAAGCAAUGUAUGAAUGACAGAUAGAGUAUACCAACAAAAAAAAACUUUAACAUAAAAUAAACUAGUAAAGACUAACAACGGUAUUGCUGUCUGAAAUUUAGUUAUUGAACGUAAAUAGCGAGUGUUCUAUAGUCUUUUUUGUAUUUGACAUAGCGAUUUCUUUUAAGAUAUAAUCCUUAUAAGGAUAACGGUUUUGAUUUAGAACUGUAUAAAAAAAAAUUGUUCACUUAAUCAUGCUUAUAUAGUUCAAAAACAAAACAUGAAAGAAUGGAAAAGUAAAGAAACUGAAACUAAAGAAGUGUUGAUUGAGAAAAAUCAUCAAAUACACGGCACGUCUUCAUUUGUUCAUUACUUAAUCACAUUUUGCUUUUAUACUUAGUGAUUCAAAUUCUUUCAGAUUUAUUGAUCAAUGGCCAAGUAAUGCUUGUUGUGUGUUUAGCAAAUAUAGAAAUAGGCAAAAAUUAAUUCAUCAAUUUAUAUCAAUCAUAUAUCAAUUGGAUUUGUACUGAAGUUCGGUUUUGCUUAAAAAAUAAAAAUAAAAUGAA
This is a messenger RNA of Mytilus californianus (California mussel), 3560 nucleotides long. Its product is annotated as acetylcholine receptor subunit beta-like 1. The transcript has a single exon. Gene Ontology annotation, biological process: signal transduction; monoatomic ion transmembrane transport; nervous system process. Gene Ontology annotation, molecular function: transmembrane signaling receptor activity; acetylcholine-gated monoatomic cation-selective channel activity. Lineage: Eukaryota; Metazoa; Mollusca; Bivalvia; Mytilida; Mytilidae. The record is from RefSeq and is a predicted model, not a curated record. Bases 177 to 1805 code for a protein of 542 amino acids. Gene Ontology annotation, cellular component: synapse; neuron projection; postsynaptic membrane.